Messenger RNA from Pochonia chlamydosporia 170, 1086 nucleotides. Its product is annotated as tetratricopeptide-like helical. The coding region runs from base 1 to 1086 and encodes 361 amino acids. The transcript is spliced from 6 exons. Lineage: Eukaryota; Fungi; Ascomycota; Sordariomycetes; Hypocreales; Clavicipitaceae. Gene Ontology annotation, molecular function: protein binding. The record is from RefSeq and is a predicted model, not a curated record.
AUGGGUCUGUUUAAGAAGAAGGACGAGCUGGACAACGCUGCCACCACCGCGUCAAGGAACGAUACCGUGCGCAAGUUGAACGGCGCAGAGUUCACGUUCGUUCGAACAGACACGGCCACCCAGGAGGUCAUACAGGCCCCCGAGGACGGACAAGACCAAAAUCUACUGUCGCCGAAACCGUCGGUGCGGUCGCCCAGACGAAGCCUCGAUGUCUUCCGGUCGAGUCGAUCGCGCAGCACGUCCGUGUCCUCGCAGACCAGUCACUCUUCCAGACGACGGCUCUCCGAGCGGUUACACCUGAGCAAGCAGGCAGAGUCGUCGGAGUACGUUCCCGAGAACUUGCCCGCCAUUAUUACGGGUGCCGACCCCAAGGACGAUUCGCAGUGGGAGAAGCGGGCGACCAUUCUGGCGGGACACAAUGAACUCGCGCGUAGUAGGCCGCAGUCACCUGUGCCGUCGGAGGCCAUGUCCCAGAUGAGUCUGGCGCCUGAGGGAAGCGGGCGGAAAAGGAGUCCCAGCGCUUCGAGGGCCAUUGAUGAUGAUAUCCAGGAGGCGAUUCGGCUGCACGAGGAGGGGGAUCUGGAGCAGUCGACAAAGAUAUUUGGACGGUUGGCUGAUCUCCAGGGGGCGAAUAAUCCGCUCAGCCAGGUUAUGUAUGGGCUGGCGUUACGGCACGGAUGGGGAUGUCAACCAGAUCCAGGCAGGGCUGUCAAGUAUCUUACCGCGGCGGCGUCAAAUUCAGCAGCAGUAGAGCAACUCGCGCUGCAGGCGGGUGUAACGAAGGGCGGUGCCGCCAAGGGAGAGUUGGUGCUGGCUAUUUUCGAGCUUGCCAACUGUUUCCGCAACGGAUGGGGCGUUGAUAGGGAUGACUUUGCGGCGAAGCAGUACUAUGAGACGGCAGCGAACCUUGGCGAUACUGACGCCAUGAACGAAGUAGCCCGGUGUUACUUGGAAGGAAUCGGCUGCAAAAAAGACAAGUACACUGCCGCCCGGUACUAUCGGCUAGCUGAAAAGGGAGGCAAUAAGACUCUCGGCAAUUCUUGGAUAUGGAAGGACAAGUACAAUCCGCCAGAGGAAAAGAAGUAG